AUGGCGUCGCAAGAGAAGAAUGAGCUUCCCAACAGCCAAACCAUAGAGACGGGAAUGGUCGCAACGGACGACAAUCGAGAUACAUUUCUUCCAAGACCAUCGGAUGACCCCAAUGAUCCAUUGAAUUUUCCACUUUGGUUGAAGAUCGCUAUUUUAAUUCAAGUUUGUUUACUUGCCAGUCUCGGAACGCUCAAUACCGCCAUUAUAAACCCCGCAUACGGCCCUCUAGCAGCAGAAUUCGGUAUCACCACAGUCCGCGCCUCCUACCAGACCACCGUAGUUAUUGCACUCAACGGAAUCGGACCCUUUAUCUGGAUCCCGUUGGCAAACGUAUAUGGACGAAGACCCAUCUAUCUCCUCACGACCCUCAUCGGCUUCGCAUCUGCUUUGGGAUCGGCAUAUUCGAAGAACUUUACACAAUUAAUUGUUGCCCGUGUCUUCAAUGGUCUCUGGCCGGCAGCUCUGGGUCUUGGACCAGCCACCGUGGUCGAUCUUUUCUUCUAUCACCAGCGAGGAAGGGCAAUGGGCCUCUUUACUGUCAUUCUUACCACCGGAGCACAUAUCGCACCGAUCGUAGGUGGACUGAUCGGCCAAUUUCUUGGCUGGAGAUGGACUUUCAAAUUUGCUGCUAUCUUGGACGGUGUGAUGCUUCUCGUGAUCGCAUUUGGGCUUCCGGAAACUCUAUACAUUCGUGACCCGACCCGACUUGCUCGUACUCAGUAUGAAAGAGAAGUUGACUUCACCCCGCGAAGCUACUUUUCUCGAUUGAGGCUGUACUCAUCUUUCCCGGAGCUCAAACUGCAAUGGAACCAAUUUGUCAUUCCUUCAUUGAAGAUGGCCAAAUACCCCUCCGUCCUGUUUCCAGCAGUGUACUAUGCCGCACAAUACGGAUUCGCCUCGAUUCUCCCUGCGGUCACCGUCGCAAGUAUCUUCUCCGAAGCCUUUCAUUGGAAUACACUCAAAAUUGGUCUCGCAUAUGGUGGUGCUCUUUCUAUCGGAGGUGUUCUCGGUGAAAUUGCAGGUGGUGUCGUCCUCGAUGCGAUUGUCAACCGUGCUCGUCGUAAUGGCGGAAACCCACCGCCUGAAGUGCGUCUCAAGGCAAUCUGGACCGGUGCAAUUCUAGUCCCUACUGGAUUGAUCAUCUACGGUUUUACUCUUCAGUAUCAUGUUUUCUGGUUCGUCCCGCUUCUCGGAAUGGCAAUCGCGUGCUUCGGACUUCAAGUUAUUGCGACAACUUGCUACACAUAUAGUAUCGAUUCGUACCGCGCACAAGGUUCCGAGACUUCCCAACUCAUCAAUCUCAUCCGACAGACAUUUGGUAUGACGUACGCUUUCUAUGUGGUUCUGCUUUGCAAGAAGAUCGGCUACCAAUGGGCUUUUUUCAUGUUUGCUAUGCUAGGUAGCGUAGCGGCCUUCCUACCUAUCGUAGUACUCAUGUUCAAGGGUGAAGAAAUCAGACAGAAACUGGGUGUUCCUAAAAACAUCAGCCAGUUGGAAGUUACUGAGGAACGACAAGCUGCGGUGGAUAAGCUUGGUGAAGAAAUUCAUGAGUAA
Molecule: messenger RNA, 1554 nt
Organism: Talaromyces amestolkiae
Lineage: Eukaryota; Fungi; Ascomycota; Eurotiomycetes; Eurotiales; Trichocomaceae
Exons: 2
Coding region: 1-1554 (517 amino acids)
Biological process (GO): transmembrane transport
Molecular function (GO): transmembrane transporter activity
Source: RefSeq, a predicted model, not a curated record